UUCUCACUCACCAAACAUACAGAAAUACUCUUUGUACUCCUCAUCUUAUGAAUCUGGUGAUUGAUAUCUGCUUGGGUCAUCUCUGAUAACAGGCACUUCAUAGUGGAGGUUAUAGCAAUUUGAGAAAUGCUCUAAAAAACCUUCACUUCAAACCUUCUGUAUCACUCUCUCUCUCUAGCAAAAUUCAAUUUGUGUAUAAAUUCGAGAGGGGAUAAUAAUGAGUCUUGUGAAUCUGAGCUCGACAUGGGUUCAAUCCCAUUCCAUCUAUGGCCUAUCAACUAAAUCCAGAUCUACACAAUCCAAGUUCCUCCAUCCUCUGAAGGAAAACCCUAUUCCUCUCCUGUUUCAGUGCCCAACAACACGACGACCCAUCAUCAUAUCUCAUCCUUCUCUCUCCAUCUCUGCAAUUCUCACCAAGAAAGGGAAAGAAGAAGACAAACAAACCCAUGUGGAAUCCUUACCCACACCCUUCAAUUUCAAGGCCUACAUGGUCGAAAGGGCCAAUUCGGUGAACCAAGCCAUAGAAGCGGCAGUUUCGCUUCGGGACCCACUCAAAAUCCACGAGUCCAUGCGCUACUCCCUCCUCGCCGGCGGCAAGCGGAUCCGCCCUGUCCUCUGCAUCGCCGCCUGCGAGCUCGUCGGCGGCCACCAGUCCAUGGCGAUGCCGGCGGCGUGCGCGGUGGAGAUGAUCCACACCAUGUCUCUCAUGCACGACGACCUCCCUUGCAUGGACAACGACGAUCUCCGCCGCGGAAAACCCACAAACCACAAGGUCUUCGGCGAGGACGUCGCCGUUUUGGCCGGCGAUGCUCUUCUCGCAUUCGCGUUCGAGCACAUCGCAACAGCUACGAAAGAUGUGUCUUCUGAGAAAAUCGUUCGAGUGAUCGGUGAAUUGGCGAAAUCGAUCGGAGCAGAAGGGCUAGUUGCUGGCCAAGUGGUUGAUAUAAGUUCUGAAGGAAUUUCUGAUGUUGGGUUAGAACACCUUGAAUUCAUUCAUCGCCACAAGACCGCGGCUUUAUUGGAGGGGUCUGUGGUUCUUGGGGCGAUUUUGGGAGGUGGGUCUGAUGGACAAGUUGAGAAGCUGAGAAAGUUUGCGAGAUGUAUUGGGUUGUUGUUUCAGGUUGUGGAUGACAUACUCGAUGUUACUAAGUCCUCGCAAGAAUUGGGGAAGACUGCCGGGAAAGAUUUGGUGGCUGAUAAGGUAACUUACCCAAAAUUGAUUGGUAUUGAGAAAUCGAGAGAGUUUGCGGAGAAAUUGAAUGAUGAGGCGAAGGAACAGCUUUCUGGGUUCGAUCAGGGGAAGGCGGCACCGUUAAUUGCUCUGGCGAAUUACAUUGCUUACCGGGAAAAUUAAUGUGGUGUCGUUGUUAAAUUGUUUGUGUAAUUGAUCAUAGUGGAUUUGUGUAGGCAUUGCUCAUUCUGUGAACUAUAAUUCUAUAACUGAGAAUGGUAAAGGAAGUGUGUGAGCUUCAAUAGGUAUGGGUCAACUUGGUUUUAUUGUGCAUUAAUUUUCAUUUUCAUUGGAUUCCUUAGAGGAUGUAUUGAUCAAUGAUGAGCCUGCUUGAGCAGUCAUGAAUUUGGAACCUUUAAUUGAUAUGAACUUGUCUGUAAACUAGAGAAAUGUAAUCUAGCUGGGAGAAAAGGUUUAUUAUAGAAGGAUGUGGAUGUUAUGAUCAA
Molecule: messenger RNA, 1677 nt
Organism: Camellia sinensis
Lineage: Eukaryota; Viridiplantae; Streptophyta; Magnoliopsida; Ericales; Theaceae
Product: geranylgeranyl pyrophosphate synthase, chloroplastic
Biological process (GO): isoprenoid biosynthetic process
Molecular function (GO): geranylgeranyl diphosphate synthase activity
Source: RefSeq, a predicted model, not a curated record